Messenger RNA from Pteronotus mesoamericanus, 8539 nucleotides. It is a transcript of the gene SAMD12, whose product is annotated as sterile alpha motif domain containing 12. Lineage: Eukaryota; Metazoa; Chordata; Mammalia; Chiroptera; Mormoopidae. The record is from RefSeq and is a predicted model, not a curated record. Bases 71 to 631 code for a protein of 186 amino acids. Gene Ontology annotation, molecular function: protein binding. Gene Ontology annotation, biological process: cell surface receptor protein tyrosine kinase signaling pathway. The transcript has 5 exons. Gene Ontology annotation, cellular component: cytoplasmic side of plasma membrane.
CCAGGUUCAGCUCUACUGCCUACAGAGCAAGAAUUUAGGAUCCGCUCUGGGAGAGGCAUGGCUGUUGUGGAUGCUCCCCUAUCCGUGGACGUCUGUGUCUUCUCCUGUCUCUGAAGUGCUUAGGCCAUGCAUUCAGAGGGCUCUCCACUGCGGUUUGAAUCCACGGGCUAUUGAUCACCCUGCCCGUGCUGAAGGCAUUAAACUGCAAAUUGAAGGUGAAGGUGUUGAGUCUCAAUCCAUUAAAAACAAAAACUUCCAGAAGGUGCUUGACCAAAAAGGAACCCCCAAGCGACUGCAGGCAGAACCUGAGACAGCUAAGUCAGCCACGGUGAAGCUGUCAAAACCAGUGGCUCUGUGGACGCAGCAGGAUGUCUGCAAGUGGCUGAAGAAACACUGUCCGAAUCAGUAUCAGAUCCACAGCGAGGCAUUCAAACAGCACGACAUAACUGGGCGAGCCUUGCUGAGACUCACUGACAAAAAGCUUGAGCGAAUGGGGAUUGCUCAGGAAAACCUGCGGCAGCACAUCUUGCAACAGGUGCUCCAGCUGAAGGUGCGAGAAGAAGUCAGAAACCUACAGUUACUUACGCAAGGUACCCUGCUGCGCUCUUCCUCACUCGAGGGUUCUCCGUAAACAUGGUGAGCCUUCCAAGCUGCUGUCCUGCCAGUUGGUAUAUACACGACCUGCUCCUCGCAGAAAGACUAACUCAUGGCCCUGCCAGAAGAUACCCUUGGAGCCUUGACAGAUUAACCAGAUUAACUGAAGAAAAAAAAGAAAACACCCCUUCCAUCAAGAUUGAGAUCUUAGUUUGGUGUGGAUUUUAUAAUGAGGUGCAUAAUAUGCAGUGCCAAGUCGUUGCAAGCGGUCAUUGGCAGACCAUUAGCUGGAAAAUUGCUUCCAGUUCUCAUCACUGUGCAUAACUCCAGUGCCCUUUGGGGAGCUGGCUGUGCCCUUCACUAGAAGUCCCGUUUUAGCAUGGCAACUACUGGAUUCUUUUAUUAUGUGUGCAGAUGGCAUGAUGUGUUAGAAAAAAAAAAUUACAACAGUUCUGCAAUCCCGGUGGAAGUGUUUACCAUGUUAUGCCCUGGUAGGAAUGUCAACGUGUCUCAAUUAUGUUAGUUAUGACACCUAAAGGUAUUCUGUCCAAUUCUUAAGCACUUUAUAGGAGAACAUGACACUGAAACGAAUCAGCACGUUCAGUACCUGUGAGAAAACAAGUGUUUUCUUUUUUCUUUAUAAAUCUUGUCCUAUUUCUGGCUCAGACUGUCCAAGACAAACUUCACUCCUAACAUAUCCCCAGUCGUAUAUGGUAGAUUGGUGUAAAUAUGGCCACAAUACUGUUAGACUUAACAUCUUGACACACCACCGAACAACUGGAUUUUAAAGGGAGAUAGAAGCGGGCUGACUGUAAUACCUUAGCUCCUAGUUCCUUGCACCUAGGCACAACUUAACACUUGCACAUACAACCACUCGAGCACAGGAGGCUUCUUGGCCAAAGUGCAUACCCUCUCAGUCUAUGUAAGAGUUCUUUCAAAGAAAAACAAAAAAGGGAAAUGGCCUUCUUUUAAUCAAAGACCAUGGGGGGUUGAUGUUAAGGGCAGCAGAAUGCAGUUCUCUGGUGUGGUCUGACUUUAAAAUUUUGGAAGACUUUCUAGGUCAAGUUCAAAGCACAGCUCUCUGGAGAGAAGAACACAGCAAGUACCUCCUGCGUGCCUAGAGAAGGAAAACGGUCCGAUCCCACACGAGGUUCCUUCCUCAGUAGAGGCCCUACUAGUCCCUGUUAAUCCUCUCUGGGAUUAUAGCCACAACUCAAUUUUUUUUUACUAUGUCUUACAACAAAGCACAGUUCUGGGGAAAAGGUCAAUCCAGUUAUUGUUUAUCUUUAAGCAUUAGAAAAAUGUCCAUAUUGACUGACUCUACAUAAAUGUUUUAGCAUUUUUUUUCCUAAGAAUAUAAAUUUGGCUGAAUCAAAAUCUCAGCAAAGUAUGUUCUGCAUGCCCUUGGUCUCAGCCUGGGACUGCCAGGCAUCGAAGACUUUUCUAUAAAUAUGCGUAACACCUCUGGGCCAGUGCCAGCACAUGCAAGCUCUGCAUUUCAGGGGGUCUCCACACACACUCUCCCGCAUCUUGCCUCCCCUGAGGGUCUCAGGAAAUCACAGCCCAUUGGAAAAAAAAGGGCUUACACUGAGAUUCGGAAACCUGACAAUGAAGAGGAGAGAGAUCCACACAUGAUUGGGGUGAACCACCCAGCAGGAUGACUCGCCACAAGCCUGUCGGGCUGUUGUGCCAAAGGAGGGGACUUCCAAGCGGGAACUCAGAGGAGUUUCAGAUGCCACUGAGACCUGGCCCUUCAAUAGGUCAGCAGCAGGACCAUCAGGAGCUCAGCAGACCAACCCAGAAUUAGGAGGCCAAACCCUCCUAAUGACAGACUCCACUGCCUGCCGCCUCUGUUCCCAUUCCAACAGCAGGGUUCCCUGCUCUUUUUGUUCCUUCCUUUAUUCAGCAAGCAUUCGCUGAGCACCUACUAUAUGCCAAACAUUGUGCUGGGGCAGGCAGGCUCUCCCCGCCCUUGUGAAAUCUCUUUGCCUCCCAAACCCUCGCCCCACCCCACCUUUUCCAUAAUGAAAGCAGCAUUCAGACAGCAUUCACCCCCUGCCAGAGUCACCUGGGAAAAUACACAGGUGACCCUGAAAAAAGAAAAGGUCAGAGGAGGAAGAGGUGGUCCUGGACAGCACCCGGCCACAUGUUUGUGUCCUUCAUGCACAGGCAACCCUCCCAGGGCCCAGAUAGCUGGUUAAGAGCUUCCCAAAGCAGCUUUCAGUUGCUUUCCUUGAUGUCUACCUUGGUCACCUAUAUUCCCAUUCUUUGUAGAGACACAACUGUUCAUCAUGAUGCUGGAUUCUCUGAAACUCCAAUUCAACAGCUAGCGCUGGAGACACAGAACUGGGCCUGAUGCAUCAAAAGAACUACUGCCAAGUGCUGAGAUAGCGUAGCUGGGAACUAAUUGGUUUAGCUGGUGACAUUCCGAGACCACUGCUAACACCUGUGGAAAGUUGGAUGUGCUUGAGGGUGCAGAUGUUCAUUAAUCGAUGGUGGUUCAUCCUUACUUCGGCUUUUGCAAAAUGUGUUCUGAACGAUUGAAUAAGUUGAAUUUCCUAGUUUAUUUUUGAGUCAAAAGAGUGCUGGAAAAUUAUGAAAAGGUGGCGGGUAAAGAUGGAGAUGGGAAAGAGGAAAAAGAUGACAAUGAAAGAGCCCAGUUGAAGAUGGCUUCUCUAAAAAUGCCUUAACUCUUGGCAAGUACCCCACAUUUGCAAACGAACUACUACUGUUCACCAAACGGUCCACCUCAGUUUGAAAUCAUUUUGGAGGAUAGUUUUGAAAACAUGGUAGCAUAAAAUCUGAGCAGUCGCAAGCUAAACCAGCAAAAGGGAGCAACGAUGCUAUUUGUGGGCUUGGGAUUCUUUGUCAUGUGUCGAUCCACAGUUACCUAUGGUGACUUUCUGAUGGACUGAACCUUCUUCCCAAGGUGUAUGUGGGCAAUCUGACCUCCCAGAAGUUCUGAAAUGGCUGAGGUGAGUUUUGUUUAGUAGGAAGCAGGAGACAGAGGCAUGGGAUAAGUAUGUUGACACCUAAGGACUGUAAACUGUUGACGCCUAACUUUUCCUUAAACCUGUGCUACACCUUUCAUUAAAAGACUGACACCCACACUUUACAGGAAAGGCACUCUUAGGAAUGAAUGGAAAUGAAUAUUUAUCAGAUUCCCCACAGUGCCAAGGGAUUCCUUUUUUCCAGGUCCAGAACUGAAUUUAAAUUUGCAGAACAUUGAAGUUCUGCUGGGUUGCAAGCAGAUCACGUCAGUGGUUCACCACAGACCUAGGGGAAUAGAGACCCAUGAGCUUUCCUUAUGGGUAACAAUGCAUCUUCAGGUCCAGGCUCAGGCUCUGUGAGGUGUGUUACCACACGCCUGACUGCUACCUCCAAAUUAUGGGUGAACAGCACACAGGUCCCUCCAGAAUCACUUCUCAGUUGCCCAGACAGAGACUCAUAGCCCUUAGUUCUGAGGGAAUUCUGCCAUUUUGUUAGCAUUGAAGGGUGAAAGGAAUGUCAACCUCACAUGAGAAUAUAAACUCAGGAUAAACACGAAUGGAUUUACCCCCUUGUUCCCUGUAAAUGCUUCCUUUGUCUGCAGAUGGCACCUAAUUGCUUUUGAAUAGGAACACUAAAAGUUUCAUGGAAGAAAAGUUUUCAAGACCGCCUAGCACUUCAGUUUCACAAAAAUCUCUUUCCAGUGCAUUAGCAGCUUCAUUCUUUGUGAUGUUUUUCCCUACAUUCUUUAGGGCAAUUUUGUUACUGACAACUAAUCUUGAGGCUUCCAUAGUCUCUUUUUGAACAUCUAACCUUUGAAAAUGACAUACAUUUCUUUAUGCCUUAAAGGCUGCUUUUAUUCACCUUUCUUACAACCUCCUCCACCCCGCUUUUUGGCUUUGUUUUGUGAUUUUUUAAAAUCUUUUCUUCUCACAUAGUUCUGAGGGUAGAUUUCGAGUAUUCUAUAAAGAACUCAAACAGAAAACAUAGUUUUUGCCUUCCCCCCCACCCCCAAUACUGACUAGUAAUUCCUUCUUAAGCUUGUGGCCAAACACCAGUGGUCUAUGGAAUCUCAUCUCCAGGGGCUGGCCGGUCAGCACUACUAAUCAAAACAAGGCCCGUGGGAUCAUGAAGGAGGACAAACCAGAACCUGCAUCUGCUCAGCACGCAGCCAGGGGAACUCUGUUUCAAAAACAAGCACUGUCCCUCUGUCUCCUUAGAUCUGCAUCCAAUCCUGUAGCCAGAAAACUAGAGUUCCGCUUGUAUCAAUGUGCGCAAUCUCUGGCACCAGGGCACAACUUCAAGGUCAAAGAGGGCCGCGUUUCCAUGAUUUCGCUCUGGUGACUUGCUCUCAUGGGGAGACAGGGAGCAUUCUUUCGAAAGCUAACAGAAGUUUAAGAAAAAGCUGGCCAAGUGCGCAAGGAGGUUCUGCCACAAAAGAUACCUCCCUGUGGAUUCUCAUUUGGGAAGGUGACUGGAGGGAUGGCCUCAGUACUGCUUUUCAUGACCAAGAUAAUGCAGGGAAAAUUCUGGGCUGGGGGCAAGCACUGUGAGAUCUAACAUUUCUAGGCUGAAACUCACCUAUGACAAAUAUAAAGGGGACAUGCCAUGGAGUAUGGAUCCGUCCUAGACCUCCUGCCCAACAGCACAGAGACGGAGAAAUGACUCGCUUUGUAAAUCUGGAGUUUCGUUAGCCACGUAGGGCUCCAUUAGACCUUGAAGAGCUCCCAGCAUUCUUACUUCCGAGCCUCCUUCCCCGAAUCACAUCAAGCACCAGAAGGCACCAGCAACAUACAGCCAAUAAUAAAAUUUCAAAGUAACCACAUGACUUGCACUGAAUUGCAGUUGACUGGUUGACAUACUAUUAAGUGUUGUAGAUACUGGGACAUUAUUUCUGAUUACACAACAUCCUUUUCAUAUUUGGAGUUAACGGUUUGAGGGUUUCAGUUGUUUAAUUGCUUGUUUUGUCGUCGCUGCGUUCCAAACCUCAAACAUUUACAGAAGCCUUAGAAAGGCUCUCUAACCCAGGCCUUCUUGCCUGAAGUGCAGAGUGAUAGGAACAUCUCUACUGUUUCUACGAGAAUGACAAAGAAGUGAUUAAAUUAAUCCAAAGUUGGAGGUUUAUGCCUAAAACAUUUAACACAGUGAAGUUCUGCUUGUUGCCUUCUGCAUUGUUUAUAGCCUUUUAAAUUUCAAUCGUUUGGAUCAAAGGAAAAAAAACAGGCAGCUUUGCUGUGGCUUUGCCACGUUAGAGCACACACAGCAGCCCAGCGGGGAGCUCUGGGCUGGGUUGCUGUUGGAGAGCACACAGGUCUGUUUUGUGUCCUGUGUUUAAUUACCACCACCGCCACCCCCCAAAUUCUAUUAAAAUGUAUUCCAAUGCUUUACUCUUUAAAAUAGUGUAAAAUGAGAGAUUCCUAUUGGAUCAUUCUUUCUUUCUGGGUAGGGGAACUGAUUUUGGGAUAUAACCUUGAGGAAGAAAUUGCCUGCUAUUAAAUGCCUCGAGGGUCUGGUGGUUGCUCCCUUCCCGUUGUACAAACUGAUGGCGACCUUCUUCCGUCUGCCAAUAGGGGAGACUGGCCUCCCUCAAAAAUAGCACAAAUACCACAAAGACACCUGUCGAAGCUCUAAGCAGACUCUCUAUUCAAGCAUCAUUCCAAAAACACGAUUUGGAUUGAGUGCCAUCGUGGUCCCUGAUCAUCUGAUCUCUAAAUCAGUUCUAAUUCUUUAUAUAAAUUUCCAUUAUUUUUUUAAACCAUAAUCAACUGCCUUUGUGUUUGCAUUGGGAGCUGCAGGCUCACUCUGUGGCUGCUUUUGUCAGUUCCCAUACCGAGUCCCCACACAACGCGUUCAAGAGAAGACCAAGAGUAUGUUCCCCCCAUACCAGCUGCAAAGGUUUCGAGGUACAUAAUCAGGUUCGCGUCAAAAAGCCCCCUGUUUAUAUAUGAAAACUUAGAGAAUAGAGAGGUGGUUAUUCAUGUUUGAACACUGGCACCUUUGUGGUUUUUCAUUGUAAUUCACCUCCCACCACCAAUCACCAGAAGGAGAAGCUAUACCCACUUCAGGGAGUGUUGGCCCACAGGGGUUGGUUGGGAUUCCCCCCAUUUAACCGCCUCCUUAGGCAAUUUGAAGUCUCUCUGGGCCUCUGAAUGCUCUCUCAGGCACUGCCUGUCCCCCACCAAUAGAAAAAGGCUUUCCUGACAAGGCUGAAUUUGAGGAGGCCAUGGCUGAGCCGGUGCGAGGAGCUCUCAUUGUGGAGAGCCGAAUAACACCAUGCUCUCGACUUCGUCCUGCCCGACUGGGUCAUGGGUUGGCCCAGAAGCAACCUGUCUGCUGAAAGCCAAGCCAGCACACAUGGUUUGAGAUUAAUUCCACCAGCACUCUUACGCCACUAAAUCAUACUCUGGUGGCCCCAGUUAAUCCGACCAGUUAAUACCAUCAGGCACUAAGUGAAAGAGCUGCACACAAAAUUUUAGAUAAGAUCAAUGUCAUUACAAGAUUACAUAUUAGCAGUCAAAAGUACCCAAGGAAAAAAAAAACUAUUGAUCUCUUGUGGUUUAUAUACUUGACUUAUUCUCGGGACUUUGUGGACGCGGGCACUGCUCUGAUAAAGGGGGAGAAUACUUGAAUCCAAUAGAAAUCGCCCACCUCUCCGGACCUGCGCUCUCUGGUUGGGACGCCGGCUGCCCCGCCUUGGCAGACAGGGCUGUUUGGAGGCUAAAAUGAGCGAAGGGGGCAAGCUGCCCUGUACUGCCGCCAUCCCUACAACUCUCACGGUGACUGGGCUACGGGCUUGAGUCAAUGAGCCUAUUCCCUUACUUUCCGCUUGCCCUCAUAGCUAUUAUUACUGAGGCUCCAUUUGGGGAAAAAAUAGAAGAAAGAAUGAUAAUAAAGUCGCAAUCAUCAUUUUGCCCACACAUGCUUCUUCCAAUACUGGGGGGCUAGGCUGCAGAGCCCGCAGCCAAGGCACUCAUCUGUCUCCGCAUCUUCACCUCCCCGAGGGUCAGAGCCCUGCGGCUUGGCCGAGGGAGAGAGCCUCACGCUUGGCUUCGAGCCGGCGAAGAUCUCCGGUCACGGGGUUGGAGAAGACCAGCCCAAGUGUGAAGCCGACAAAUCCAGGGUCACAGGAGGCAGAAAGCUAUAUCAAACUCCCUGAAGAGCUAUAUAGCGUGUUAAUAUUUGUUCUAGGAAAGAAAAAAGAAACAUCACACGAUAUGAAAUGAAUGUAAGACCAGUGCUCUCCACAGUGUAUGGGGGGGUCGGGGGAAUCUAAUUUAAAAAAACACAAAAAACUGGUUCACUUUUUUACCAAUACUAACAAACAUGGCUAUAAAAACACAUUUCAUAGCACAAAAGCCUGUGUAGAUGUUAGACAUUUUUCUAGCUUUCUUGAGUGAGUAGUUAUACCAGCAAUCUGCAUUCUCUUAGAAUCUCCUCAAAGUGGUUAAUUAAAUAAGUGUUUUCUUUAUUCAUUGCCCACAACUGUGGUUUUUUCCUCUAUGCACCCUGGAAUAACUCCCAAGGCUGGACUUAGGAGGACAGAAACAAGCGACAUGGUGAAGUAAGAGUGCCUUUUCUGUUGGAUGUUCAUUUUAGUUCCCUGGAUUUCCAGGGCCUACAGUGUUUAGAAAUUUUUUCUCUAAACAUAAGAAUUAUUGUGCACCACAAUUUUGAACCACCGAUUUCCAUAUCUUCAGCAGCUAUCAACUUGCCAAUUCCCUUUGGGUCUCCUUUAUAUUUUCUUACAAUGUUUUCUCCUGUUUUCGUUUGUCCUCAGAAAGAAUUGGGGGACAUGAUUCUUUUUAAAUUAAUAGAAAUGAAACUGUACAUAUUUUUGCCCCCUUGUAUCUGUGAGCAUGAUCCCUAUCCAGACUGAAAAUCUGCUUUCAUUUUGUACAUUUGACUAUUUUGUAUUCUGCAUUACUUGAUUCCUUAUGUGCAUGGCAAUGUAUUAAAA